Messenger RNA from Closterium sp. Naga37s-1, 537 nucleotides. The record is from the annotation of a GenBank genome assembly. NCBI's taxonomy places the organism in Eukaryota, Viridiplantae, Streptophyta, Zygnematophyceae, Desmidiales, Closteriaceae.
AUGGCCCGGAUGACGUCGCUCUCUCGCUCGCCGUCACUCGACGUUAAGCGCCUCGCCGUCGUCAUCGCUGCACUGCUCUCGCUCUCCCUCUGCAGCGCAUCGCACGGCGAUCGUGUACUGCAGGAUGCAAGCCACGACCUCGACACUGGAACGCUCGGCUCACAAACCAACAUGGGCGCCAAGUUCAUCGUUGAUGUGAACAUCACAUCGGCGCAGCAAAGGGCAGUUUUCAUCUUCACCGUGACAAACGUGCCGAGCAGCCCAGCGCCAGUCUUCUCCAACUCCUCCUACCACACCAACACGGGCCAGCUCGUGGCAACGUUUGCAUGCGUGCCCAAGCCCAUCACCAUACUCGGCAUCUACCUUUGCACCGCCAGUUCUCUGGCCAACGUCACCAUGCCAUUCAGGCCGGUGAACAGGGUGAAGGCGCUGGUGGAUGCGGGGUUCUUCUCCAACCCCACCGCCUUCUACUCCACCAUCACUGUCAACGGCGUCACGCUGCGCGGUGGCAUCACCGCCUCCGUUGCUAACCUGUGA